GCUCGAAGGAGGCUGGCUCGGCCUAGUGGACCCGCCCCUCUCUCCGCCCGACGGGCCUUCAGUCCCCACAGCAGCCUAGCUAUGCCUGUUGGGCCGCCCGCGCUGUCCCCGUCCCGGGUCGCUUGGCUGUGCGUUGCCGGGGCCGCUUUGGCCCUAGGGGUCGCGGCGGCCUGGCGGCGGCGGCGGCGCCAAUCUCGCCAGAGCCUGGAGCAGGUGGGGACAGUGACGGGGCUCUUCAUCUACCCGCUCAAGUCGUGCCGGAGGGUGUCUGUGGAGGACGCCGAGGUGACUAGCCUGGGCCUCCGCAAAGGGGAUCUGCGCGACAGGUUCUGGCUCAUAAUUAAAAAAGAUGGACACAUGGUCACAGCUCGGCAGGAGCCCCGCCUGGUGCUGAUUUCUGUAACUUGUGAAAAUGGCCACUUGAUCCUGAAUGCUCCAGAGAUGAAGGAAUUGAGAUUUCCUGUCAAGCUCCCUGAGGAAAAUCCGGUCAAGAAUUGCAGGGUCUUUGGGCUUGAUAUUCAAGGACGGGACUGUGGUGAUGAUGUAGCACAAUGGCUCACUGCUUUCUUGAAUUCAGAACCAUAUCGGCUGGUGCACUUUGAGGCUCAGAUGACACCAAGGAAAUGCAAUAAGAUUGAGUUUCCUUUUCGAACUAAGGAUGAGGUUCCUUACAGCGACUGUGGUCCUCUUCUGAUCAUCUCAGAAGCUUCAAUGGAAGACCUAAAAUCUAGGAUGGAAAAGAAAGUGGAUAUGCGUAAUUUUAGACCAAGUAUUACUGUUUCUGGCUGCGGUGCUUAUGAAGAGGAUACCUGGGACAAAGUUAUAAUUGGUGAUGUGGAAUUGAAAAAGGUGAUGGCAUGUGGCAGAUGCAUUUUGACAACCGUUGAUCCAGAUACUGGAAUCAUAGACAGAAAAGAGCCACUGGAAACACUGAAAAGUUAUCGUAUGUGUGAUCCAGCUCAGAAACAUAUCUACAAAUCAGCUCCAUUGUUUGGAAGCUUUUUUGGAGUAGAUAAAAUUGGAACCAUUAAAAUAGGAGAUCCAGUAUACAAGAUAACCGGGUGUUAGAAAAAGUCUUUUGAUCAAGAGAAUGAUUUGUCUUAAAACAAUGAGUAUCCUAUCCAACUGUCUUAGAACAAUGAGUAUCUUAUUCAAUAACUGUAAUGUUAAAGUAAUGCAGGAUCCAGUCUGGCCAAAUCAGCACUUCAGUGUAAGUCCCAUGAAUUUUGUCCCAAGGACAGACAAAAGGAAGUACUCCUUCACUCAGCAAUUAAUUAAAUUGUGGAAGUUACUGUCAGUGGAUGUAGUGAUGACUACAAGCAUAGAUGGCUUUAAAAGAGAAUUUGACAGAUUCAUGAAGAAGUCCAUGAAUGGCUACUAGCCCAGUUUCCUGGGAAUAAAGUGUAGAUGACUGGGGAAGGCAAUGCCAAACCACCCCGUAACAAAAAGUCUGCCAAGAAAACGUCAUAAUGCGAUGUCCCCCCCUGGGUCAGUAAUGACUCGGUGCUUGCACUGGGGACUCCCUUUACCUUUUACAUGGUGACUAAAAGGAACCCCCACAUCCAGAGGCAGUAAACACCUGACUAUCCAUACUAGAAGGCAAUAUAAGUAGCAGCUCUUGGCUUCUGUUCCAUUAAUUGACCCUUAAGGAGUGCUGGCUGGCCACUGUAUGAAGCAGGAUGCUGUACUAGAUGAACCACUGGUCUGAUCCAGCAGAAAAUCUCCUGUGUUCUUAUUUUUGAUGAGCGAGAUUUUCGUUUGUAUUUAGGUCCCCUUUUGAAAUCAGAGGGAUUUAGAAGUGCGUAACUUUGGCUAAAAUAGUCAUGCAUUCUUCCCGUUCUAAUCCUACAUAGUUUAGGCUUUGGAUGAAAGUAUUUGUAUUCUGAUCUUACACAUAGCCACAAACAGAACCAACAUCAGGGAUUGGUAUGGUCAGGCACCUUCUGAGUAGUGUGACCUUGCACAUGGCCCACCACCAGCUGGAGAUGACUGACCCGUCCAUUCUCACAAGAGAAUGGGAGAUCAUCCUAAAAGCUGCUGCAACCAUAUGAUAGUUGUACUGUGCUCCUACCAAGCGUCUCUUCCAGAGAAUGGGAGAUUGUCCAAGAAGUCUCUGUGACUCAGCAAACGUGUCUGGGGUGCAAAGAUGUUGGAGGGAGUGGAGCCAUGUUUCUGUCUGGCUCAUGUUAGCCCUUCUAACACUGACUCCAGAGAAAUGUGGGUGUGCAUGCACACGUAUGUUAAAAGCCGAUAGAAUGGAGAAGAAUGAGGUGGUGGCAUCGGUAACAUGGAGAAGAGCCAUGAACCCCAUCUUGGCCAGGCCCCUCCAAACCCUCAAGAUGCAUCACAAAAGAAACAAAGGUACAAAUGACAACUAUUCGACAAUUUGUUUUUAUACCUAGUCUGUACCACUUAUGUAACUUUGGUAACUUAACUAACAGCCAUUAACUUUAAACAUUUAUACUUGUUGAAAAUUUAAGAUUUUAAAUUCUGAUUUCUAGAAACAGGAAGCAUUUUUUGUAAAAUUUACCCAGCUUUGAUUAAGUGUAAAGUAGUUUGGGAAUUUUCAAUUAAAAUUAAGUUUUAAAAUAAAGGUUACAAGAGAUGUUCUUAGCCCUAAACUCAAAAGCCACUCUCAAGAGAUGCCUAAAUUGUGCAUGUGUUUCGUUUUUAUUUUUAUCUGUCUUUACUGUUGUGGUUCACUGUGAACAACUGGUUUUGGUGUGAUUCCUUUAAAUGAAUAAAUCAUGUAUAAAAAUAAA
This is a messenger RNA of Eublepharis macularius, 2762 nucleotides long. Its product is annotated as mitochondrial amidoxime reducing component 2-like. The coding region runs from base 82 to 1068 and encodes 328 amino acids. The record is from RefSeq and is a predicted model, not a curated record. Gene Ontology annotation, biological process: nitrate metabolic process. Gene Ontology annotation, cellular component: mitochondrial inner membrane. Lineage: Eukaryota; Metazoa; Chordata; Lepidosauria; Squamata; Eublepharidae. Gene Ontology annotation, molecular function: molybdopterin cofactor binding; nitrate reductase activity; molybdenum ion binding. The transcript is spliced from 7 exons.